This is a messenger RNA of Neospora caninum, 783 nucleotides long. RefSeq names its product putative calmodulin. Lineage: Eukaryota; Apicomplexa; Conoidasida; Eucoccidiorida; Sarcocystidae. The record is from RefSeq and is a predicted model, not a curated record. The transcript has 4 exons. Gene Ontology annotation, molecular function: calcium ion binding. The coding region runs from base 1 to 783 and encodes 260 amino acids.
AUGCACCCUAAAAAUGGUUCAGCCCGUGCUUUUGCCUGCGACCCCGGCGGGGGCAUGGCGAGUCCAGGCGCCGUCGUCUCCGAGCACAGGGCGUGGCCGGGGCUUCGGGCGCCGUCGGCCUCGGCCAGCGCGGCUGUUUCAUCGUCGUCGCUUCCUUCUUCUUCUCGCCUCGCAUCCCCUUCUUCCCCUUCUCACCAGCCGAGCAUGCAACAAGACAGAGGAGCCUCAGGCGGAUCGCCGGGGGCUGAGGCCGCCGAGCGGCGGCGCGACAUCCAACGAGCCUUUGCGCUGUUUGACCGAGACGGCGACGGGCGUCUCGACAGGCGCGAGUUGAAGGCUGCAUGCAGAGCCCUCGGAGUCACCGCCGACGACUUCAUGAUCGACAGUCUUCUACGCAGCGCGUUUGUGCGCACGUCUCCGUCGGGUUCGGCCGCUGAUUCGUCCUCUGGUUCGGUCGAUUUCGACGGCUUCCUCGAGCUCUGUGUCGGCGCUUGGCCGCAACGCAGCACGACUGAGGAACUCCGGGAGAUUUUCCGUCUGUUUGACACCGAACAGAAAGGCUACGUGACGGCGGCAGACGUCAUGCGUGCAGCCAGGGCCGUGGGAAGUUCUCUAAGUGCUGAGGAUGUCGAGUUGAUGGUCCGAGAAGCCGAUCGAGUCGGAGACGGCCGACUUACUUUUGGUGAUUUCGAGCGCGUUUUCCGCCGCAUGCGAGGCGUCCCUGGGCGUCCUGAAGGCGAGGCGCUCGAAGUGAUUGUUGACGACGACGAGGACGAUUUGUGA